This is a messenger RNA of Microthlaspi erraticum, 921 nucleotides long. Lineage: Eukaryota; Viridiplantae; Streptophyta; Magnoliopsida; Brassicales; Brassicaceae. The record is from the annotation of a GenBank genome assembly.
AUGGAAGCAUCUGGAGUCGGUGGUGGUGCAGAGAAGAGACCCACCGUUGACUUGGUCAAGGAUAAAAAUGGAACCGAUCAGAUUCGUCUCCAGAAUCCUAAAGGCGCCUCUGUAAAGAUCAGUUUACAUGGAGGACAAGUCCUUUCUUGGAAGACUGACAAGGGUGAUGAAUUAUUAUUCACCAGCGCCAAGGCUAACUCAAAACCUCCCCAUCCUGUACGAGGAGGAAUCCCAAUCUGCUUCCCUCAGUUUGGAACUCGAGGAUCGCUUGAGCAGCACGGCUUUGCGAGAAACAAGAUGUGGCUUUUGGAAAAGGAUCCACCCUCUCUUCCUUCGUUUGACUCAACCGGCAAAGCCUUUGUCGAUUUGGCACUUAAAUCCUCUGACGAAGACAUAAGAGUCUGGCCUCACAGCUUUGAGUUUCACCUGAGGAUUUCAUUGGCCUUAGAUGGGAACCUAACGUUGAUCUCUCGAGUCAGAAACAUCAAUUCAAAGCCUUUUAGCUUUUCCAUUGCUUACCACACUUACUUCUCCAUCUCCGAUAUCAGUGAAGUGAGAGUUGAAGGGCUUGAAACUCUGGACUAUCUUGACAACAUGCUCGAGAAAGAGCGGUUUACAGAGCAAGGCGAUGCGUUAACCUUCGAAUCCGAGAUCGAUAGAGUCUACUUAAACUCUAAAGACGUGGUUGCGGUCUUCGACCAUGAGAGAAAACGCACCUUCCUCAUCAAGAAAGAAGGCCUACCUGAUGUUGUUGUAUGGAAUCCAUGGGACAAGAAAGCUAAAGCGUUGACUGAUUUGGGAGAUGAAGAGUACAAGCAGAUGUUGUGCGUUGAUGGAGCAGCUAUUGAGAAACCCAUCACUUUGAAACCGGGUGAAGAAUGGACCGGGAAAUUAAAUCUCUCGCUUGUCCUUUCCACCUGA